AUGAAGAAGCAAAACUCUACAAACCACAACCAUCAAGCGCAGAGAAGAAACUGGGCUGAAGAAGUAUUGUGUUUCGCUUGCGCGUGCCUACAGCUCUCCUGGCGGCGCGUGGUGGUCCGCAAGUGGCUCAACAUCCCUACCGCCAAUUCGGAUUACUCUGCCGAUACCGAUUCUGGCUCCGAUUCCGAACCAGCCAUAUCUUUCUGUUGCAUUAUUGAAAUCUCAGUUAUGAAUUCUGCUUUUGCUCCAUGGUCAAAUUCAGAUGUUCUUCCCAGGAUAAGAAGACGAAAAUCAGAGACGCUUAGAGCUCAGUACAUUAACGCAAAGGAAAUCAGAGUAUGUGCUGCCACAUGGAAUGUAGGGGGACGAGUUCCGCCUGAUGACUUAGAUCUUGAUGGAUGGUUAGACAUUGAUGAGCCUGCUGAUAUUUAUGUGAUUGGCCUUCAGGAGAUAAUACCAUUAAAUGCUGGUAAUAUAUUUGGCGCAGAAGACAAAUGUCCAGUCUCCAAAUGGGAAAACAUAAUACGAGAAACUCUGAACCAAGUUCCGCCUGUGAAUAAGUUUAAAAGCUUCAGUGAUCCUCCUUCCCCAUCAAAAUUUAAACCAUCUGAAGAUGCCCCGAACAUCGAAGAUGAAAUUGCACUUGGAUCCGACAGUGAUGUUGAGGAGGAAGUUUAUCCUUUGAAUGAGGAAUCAAAUGGUGUAGAGGGAAUCAAGUACGAGAUUUUCAAAGGAGAAAAAUCUCAAUGUGAUAAUUUGAAUGUCUCCCAUGGAUUUGAUAACUUAACAAACUCAGUUGACCAAGAGUUCAAGCAGCAGCUUUCUUCUGCGAAAAAACUGGACAGAUACAAUUCAGAAGUUGUGGACACACAGUAUACCAAGAAACUUACCAAAACACUUAGCGGUGCAGAAAGGAUAGGGCUAAGCUGGCCCGAGCCCUCUCUUCCUCUGUUAGCUUAUCAUGGUUUUGGUAUAGCUAAUUCCUUCAAACCCUCUAAGUCGUUGAAAGCUUCCAAAUCUCUCAACAGAUACAGUUCUUUCAACUCAAAAGCGAGUGCGGAAAAUAGAAUGCAAUUUUACUUAUCUCAGCUAUCCGAACAUGACCUUGAAUCUCUAAUUAUCCGGAAGAGAAGGCCACCAUAUGUGAGAAUCUUAAGCAAGCAAAUGGUUGGUAUCUUUAUUACCAUAUGGGUCCGAAGGAGCUUGCGGAGGCAUAUUCAUAACUUGAAUGUGUCUACUGUUGGUGUAGGCAUCAUGGGUUAUAUUGGCAACAAGGGAUCAAUUUCAGUCAGCAUGUCUAUACAUCAAACACUUUUCUGUUUCAUUUGUACUCAUCUGACAUCAGGGGAGAAAACGGCAGAUGCAGUUAAAAGAAAUGAUGAUGUGCAAGAAAUACAUAGACGAACACACUUCAAUUCCAAUGUUGGUAUGGGCCUUCCUAGAAGCAUCUAUGACCAUGAGAGAAUAAUUUGGCUGGGUGACCUAAACUAUCGCAUCAAUUUGCCUUACGAGCUAACAAGAGAACUGAUUUCCAAUAAGAAUUGGCCGAUGUUGCUCGAGCGGGAUCAGCUCAUAAAGGAGCUAAGAAAAGGCCGUGUAUUUCAUGGAUGGUCUGAGGGUUCUUUGAACUUUGCUCCAACUUAUAAAUAUGAACUGAACUCCGACUCCUACUGUGGAGUGGAUCCAAAGGCUGGAAAGAGAACUCCUGCAUGGUGUGAUCGUAUUCUGUCCUUUGGAAUUGGAAUGAAGUUGGUUAGCUACAGGAGAUCCGAACUCAAGCUGUCUGACCACCGGCCCGUGACCGCCACUUACCUGGUGGAAGUUGAAGUCUUUUCACCUCGAAAGUUGCAACGGGCGCUCACUUUUACUGAUGCAGAAAUUGAAGAACAAGAUGUUGGCCUGCUACUACUGGAAGAGGAUACUUUCUAUCGGAAGGGUGAGGGACAUCGUCCAAGGUUUUGA
This is a messenger RNA of Striga hermonthica, 1962 nucleotides long. The record is from the annotation of a GenBank genome assembly. Lineage: Eukaryota; Viridiplantae; Streptophyta; Magnoliopsida; Lamiales; Orobanchaceae.